AUAAAGUCUAUUUAUAUUUUGACAUUAAAUAAUUCAUACUGUAAUAUUCAUAACUUCAUGCAACGACAAUAACUCCAAUUUCCCGAAUAUCUGCAUGCUUACUGUCUGAUUGAUAAUAAUCGACAAUAUGCCUUAUAUAACCCAGUUCUAUAAACGUUAUGUUUGAGCAACAAAUUUUCUAGACAAUUAGUUUAAAACAUUAUGAACAAAUUGUUUCAGUUUAUGUUUUAGUUCUUGCUUAUGUGAAGGUUGUACAACCGAGUUUAAAGGCACCAAGGAUUGAUUUAACACAGCUGGUUUACGAAAGUAACCAUUGCUUGCCGCCGCACAAAGCAUAUCGGAAGAAAUAGGAACAGAGCUAAUGGCUGGUCUUCCCUCCUCUUUCUUUUCCAUCAACACUGAUGUUUCAGUACGAUCGUCCUCUUCGUCAGUAGAUGAUGCUAGAGAAGGAACCGUGCUCAAGGGCCUCAAAGUACUUUUAGCAAAAGAACGGGCAUUCUCCAAAACCACGGGGUCUUGUUGCUUUUUUAUAGUUGGAUACCGGUCUUUUAAAGAAGAGCUUGGUUUCAAGUUUGACAAUCUCGCUGCAUGAAUAUUUUGAUCAGGCUUUCUUCCAUCGAUAACAUUAUUCCAUGCGCGUAUUGUUUCUAAAGGUCUUUCAUAUUUCCAACGAGUCGGAUUACUGGAGUCCGGUUCUAAUCAUUAUUCCACGGUUAGUACAUAGUUCGUUUUAUGCUUUCUUUUCUGGCUUACGGUAAAUGCUUUUUCCAGAGUAGUCUCGUUUCAGAUAUCGUUUACAUAGUUUUGUAGAUUCACGAUUUACACGAGCAUAUGGUUCUAAUUCUACUAAUGGUAAAGAGGGGUUAUCGAAUUCACAAGAAUCAGGACCAGUUACUCUCAUCAGUUUUUUUUCUUAAAAAAAAGUCCUCUUAAUUACUUUCUAGAUUUCUCUAACAAGAAGAUAUUGGUAGUGGACAAAUUGUCUUUCGCGUACACUUUCUUUGUAUAUGGAUUCACGCGUCAGCCCAUUCUUAAGACAAAGAAGCGGAAUUAGAUUUUAUGAGUAUUAACAAUCCAAACGAAUCGCUCCUUAUAUGAAGCAAAUGGGAUAGAAACUAAGGAGCUUUCUUUGACACACGCUGUUCAAAUGUCGAGUCGCGAAUAGAAUCCAGCCUUCAAAAGCAUUUUUAGGACUUCUCCAAGAGAUUAUUCAAGUAGCUAAUAAAUAAUUUUCUCUGUAAGAAGGGUAAUGAAGUCCAAAAUCCGGUAAGCCUAAGUUUCAAAAUUGCUCAUGGAUGAACGGUACCUAUAGGGCAAAAUCAAAAGGAUACGAACUUUUUAUUAAUAUUUCUUAAUUUUUUUUUAUUUUUUUUUAAAAAAAAAGCGAAUGUUCUGAUUUGACUUGAAUUGAAUUACGUUGUCAUAAACUCAAUGAACAGCUAUGCACAGCUUGAAUUAACGCCCAGCUUCGGAAACUUCUAACUAUUACUACUAGAUUUAUUUCUUUUUUUUUUUUUGUUUGUUAUCUUUUUGAUUUCUGACUUUAUGGUUUCAUGAUCUGUUGAUCACCUGCCAUACCAUAACCAAGUCCAACGUUUACCUAUUACGCCUCUCACUUCAUCAUAACAAAGAAGCGAGCUAACAUAGUACAAUCGCUCGUUUAUACAUUCUAACAUAUCAAUUGAUUAUGUUCUUUUUUGUUUUUGCUGGGUUUGCCCUAAUUGCACUCGUUGUCUCAUUUGUUAUGAUGAUUCAUAAUUAUUUUCUCAAACGUCGUCAAAGAGCCACAGGUCAAGCAAAACCUACUUCGCGUACUAGACCCUCUGAAUCAAGCACUGUGUCAGGUAAUCAUCAUGGUAAUUCCUUGCAGACUGCAACUGUCAUGGGGAUUCCUGGCGAGCCUUCUGUCCAUUACACAGCUACAUAUAGGCAUCCAGAGGAUGGGACGAGAACAACUGUUACUGAAAACCAACCUGAUGAAAUUCCACCUCCAUAUACAGCCGCUGUUCAAGAAAGUGCACCGGGUGUAUUAGGUCACUCUGAGAUUCCAAGGGGAGAGGAUGGAGUUACACCCAGAGUUAGUCAUGAAAGACCCCAAUCGCCUCCUCCUGUUUAUUUACCGCCAGAGGAAAUAGUUUAAUUAAGUGAGGCAGUUGAGCCGUUUGUUGUUCACGUAGUCUUUACCUGUGAUUCACCUACAGGUUAGGGGUUUCUGGACACGAAGUUUAUUAUUGGUUUUUUUUAUCGCUUUUGCUUAUCUGAAGCUAUCCUCUUUGCACUGACUAACUUUUGCAUGUCAUGUUAACGGACUUUUAUAACGAUACGAAUAUUUAAAGGAUUCUUGGUUUUUAACGGUUUUAUGAUCUUGUUUUGGGUAUUAAUAAUUACAAUGAGUUUUUUCUGUUUUAUUUCGUUUAUGCCCGUUUGUUUAUGUAUUACGCACUAUGAAAUUUACUCUUCUAAUCAUAAUUAGUUGCUAUGCUAUUGUUCCUAAAUAGUAUAGUUUUAUCUCUAGCUUUCAUUAGUAAAAUUUAUAGCCAUUUAAGUCUAUCGCCAACUUUAUAAUGCGACCUCUUGAAAUUCACGAUCAAUAAUGCUCGGGUGAAGAACAAAAGUAUACCUACUUCUUUACCUAUGGCUCAACUUUUUCUGAGGUAUAAUUGUAGACACGGG
Molecule: messenger RNA, 2673 nt
Organism: Schizosaccharomyces octosporus yFS286
Lineage: Eukaryota; Fungi; Ascomycota; Schizosaccharomycetes; Schizosaccharomycetales; Schizosaccharomycetaceae
Exons: 1
Coding region: 1688-2140 (150 amino acids)
Source: RefSeq, a predicted model, not a curated record